Molecule: messenger RNA, 739 nt
Organism: Sardina pilchardus (European sardine)
Lineage: Eukaryota; Metazoa; Chordata; Actinopteri; Clupeiformes; Clupeidae
Product: interferon alpha-1/13-like
Exons: 5
Coding region: 1-537 (178 amino acids)
Biological process (GO): defense response
Cellular component (GO): extracellular region
Molecular function (GO): cytokine receptor binding
Source: RefSeq, a predicted model, not a curated record
AUGGCACCUCAAACCUUCGCUCUGCUGGGUAUUAUCCUGUGCGCUGCCCAUGUCUACACAGUGCCCGUUACUUGUCGGUUACAAGGGGCACUGAUCAAGACAGUACAUGACCUUCUUGAGAACAUGGGAGGGCGUUUUCCAUUGGAGUGCCUUGAUCACAACGUUCAGCUGACAUUCCCUGCUUCUGCUUUCAACAGGACUGCACAGGUAAACGUUGGCAUGGAGAAAGCUACUCAUGAAGUGCUCAGACACAUCGACAUUGUGUUUGAGAAUGACACUAUGCCACUCAUUUGGGAUCAAAGGAAACUCGAUGGUUUCCGUAACAUAGUAUACCGACUGGUCGAGGAGAGCGAGUGUGUUUUAAACAAAUCUCAGCCGAUACAAGAGGAUGACUUUACUGACAGAAAAAUCGCACUGGAUGCAUAUUUUAAAGACAUAUCAGACAACCUCCAACAAAAGGAAUUCAGCGUCUGCGCGUGGGAGGUCGCGAGAAAGGAGAUCUUGCGGACGCUUGGGUUCAUUCUGCGGCUUCUCUGAUCACAUGUUCUGCACUAAAAGACAUGAGAGUUAUCGUCGUAGAUGAAACAGUUUAUCAUCCCACUGCUCACCUUUCCGCCAGUGUAAUCAACUUGAUGACGUGUUUAUUUAUUUGUACAUAUGAUACUGUAUUUACUUAUUUAUUGCCAUGAGGCGUAUGUCCUAAAUUAUUGUUGUUUUAGUAAAAGCUGUUUUCAAAGAA